AUGAAUAAAGUAACUUUAAAUUUACUAAUCCAAGCAAAAGAUUCUUUCUUAAGUAGUAACAAUAAUAAGAAUGAUCAUGUAGUUAAAGAAAUUGAUAAAUUAACAAACUCAUAUUUAGAUAUAUUACAAAUACUGCAUUCACUAAUAAAUUGCACUGAUGAUAAUAAUAAAGAUAGCAUUAACAAUAUGGAUAUUAGUAGUGGUGGUGAAUCAAACAUUAAGUUUAUAUUAUCGCUUUUAUUAAGGUUUACACCAAACAUUCAUGAAAUAUUACCACCAAGACAAAUGGUUAAAUGUUGUGAAGAGAUUAUGAGCAUUUGGUUUGAUUUGGUUGAAAACACCAAAACUUAUUCAUUUAUUUCGUUAUUGAUGGUGAGACAUUUCGUGAGUAGGAAUGAGAAGAAAUCAAGAGAUUGGCCAUUAAAAUCAUCAGAUUUAGAAGAAAAGGAAAAAUUAACAGAAUUAGAAUUUAAUAGACUUAGAAAAUUGGAUAAAUCUAGAAUAUCAGAAAAUGCAAAAAUAUUUAUUGCCAAUAAAAAUAGUAGAUUAUUAAGAUGUUGUACUCUAAAAUCAGAUUUGUUAGAAAUUGAUAAGGAUAAAAUGAAUAUUUUGGUGAAAAUUUUUAUUGAUGAAAUGGUAACAGUGGAACCACCAACCUUGCUAACCGAUUAUAUAUUGAUUGUACCUAAACCUAUUCCAUUUGAAAGAGACAAUAUAAUUCAAAAAAAGUUUAACGAUAGUCCAGAAUUAUGGGAUUUACUUCAAUUCAUUACAUAUGAUUAUGAUAAAUUUGAAGAAGUUUUUGAUUUAAUAUUAAGACCAUUACUUGCUAUAAAUAUUGGCUUUUGGUAUCGUGCUAAAUAUUUACCAGAACCAUUAAAUCAUGUGGGAAAAUUAUUUCCACACAUUACAUCAAAUGAUAUUGAAAUUGCUAAUUGGAUGUGUAGUAAUGUUGGUGAUGACGAUGAUCAAGAAUCAAAGUCAAUACAUGAUGUUCAUCUUCUCAAAUCAAUUAAUAAUAACUCCCACUUAUUGUAUAGUGAUUAA
Molecule: messenger RNA, 1047 nt
Organism: Entrophospora sp. SA101
Lineage: Eukaryota; Fungi; Glomeromycota; Glomeromycetes; Entrophosporales; Entrophosporaceae
Source: the annotation of a GenBank genome assembly